AUGAUCUUCCGGAAAUGCGCUUUUGAUUCUUAUAGCUAUGGUCCAGAUAGAGAGCUGGGAGAGUGCGAUCCAACGAAGCCUAGUCUCUCUGCUGCUCUUCGUAAUAGAGUGAGGUCGGACUGGCAGACAAACAGUCAAAUGAGGCAUUUCUUUCUGAACAUGGUACUCAAUAACUCUGUGGUGGUCAACAAAGUGCCUCAUAAUGACGCAUUGGAAAUCGGUUUUUUCGAACACGGUGUUUACAACAUAGGCAACUCGUCAUUUUAUGAUAUCACAGCUGAGAAGUUCAAAGAGAUGGUUGAUCAGAUCAAGAGUCGGCCCAAGUCGUCGCCAUCGAGGUGA
Messenger RNA from Cooperia oncophora, 342 nucleotides. Lineage: Eukaryota; Metazoa; Nematoda; Chromadorea; Rhabditida; Trichostrongylidae. The record is from the annotation of a GenBank genome assembly.